This is a messenger RNA of Rhizoctonia solani, 1914 nucleotides long. RefSeq lists its product as uncharacterized. The record is from RefSeq and is a predicted model, not a curated record. Gene Ontology annotation, biological process: regulatory ncRNA-mediated gene silencing. Lineage: Eukaryota; Fungi; Basidiomycota; Agaricomycetes; Cantharellales; Ceratobasidiaceae. Bases 1 to 1914 code for a protein of 637 amino acids. The transcript is spliced from 4 exons. Gene Ontology annotation, cellular component: ARC complex.
AUGAGUGAAAUUCCUUCUGAUUGGCCAGCUGGUGUACCAUUUUAUAGGUGGCCACCAUUCCCUGCCAAACCAGAGGGUGUCACCAUUAUUCCCUUCUCACAAUUCGUAGCCACGGGAAUCAAAGUGGAUCAGGACGAUGAUACGCCUGGUGUAGACCAGCAAGGUAUACCAACAAUCGGAUUACAAGCUCGCCAUGAUGGCGAAAAGAAGAAGCGUCGCAAGAAGAGGAAGAACGACAAGGGUGAAACUGUUGAAGUUCCUCUUGCCUGGUGGGAGGAAUUGGAAGAGGACACGAAGAAUGCACGUCCAAUUUACAAAUAUGAUCAACGCGAAACGUAUCUUGAUCGAAUGAUUCAAGCAUGGAAGGACUUUAACGAGAAGAGACACUUCCCUGUACAUGUUCAGGCAGUAGUUCAUGCACUUGGUAUAUGUCUCGGACUAAUCGAUCCAAACCCUAACGGAGUCAAGACCAACAAGGAGAAGGCAAGCUCUCAAGAUGGGGAGUCGGACGACGACUUUGAAGACGAAGAAAAGGCGGAAACAUCGGGUACUCCUUCGGCGCCCGUCACCCAGGAUCUGUAUGAUGCAGACCUUAAACCUGAAACAGCAAGGGAAAAGGCAAUGGAUGCCUUCUUUCAAGAUCCCGAACGUGUCAUCAAGCUAUUCUUAACGUCAUAUGCCUAUGACAAGGGUAUAUAUUGGAACGAGGCCAAGCUGCAUGACACCCCGAUUCUUGUUGAAGCAUUCCUCAAUUUUCUUGAUACCAAUCAGGUCUUUGGUCCAUCAGAGAAGAGCACACGAUUCGGUGUUGCUCAAGGAAAGAAAAUUGUCCAAUUAGCCAAGGAAGAAAUGCCACAUGCCAACAAACUGGCAAACAUAUUUCCUGACAAAUGGGGAAAGGCCUGUGGAGCACUCUGGGGCCAACGACUCUCAGGGCCAUCUACUUGGGUGUUUGGUGAACUCCUUCCUGAAGAAACUACUGCAGACAGCGAGAUGGACACGCUUGAUCCAGUCGCUCCGGUACAACCUGUUAUCACAGGGGACGAUAUAAUAUUCGAACCAACCGAUACUGAACUGCUAAUUGACGGAAUCGAGCCACCCAGUAUUAAUGGCGUUCAAACAGAGUGGACAAAUAUCAAUUCGAACACGAGCGGCUGGGGUUCCCUUAACGCAUGGGGUUCUGGCGAUACUGAUAACGGUGCAUGGCAUGGGGAGGGCGAAGGCGAAGGCGAUGCCAACUCGGGCGAAAACUCUGGUGAAAACCCGACUUGGAACAUGGAUGCAUUUAAAGAGCCUCCUCCUCCGGACCCCAGUACCGUUUGGGGCAAUUUUGCUCCUCCAGGGAGAGAGCAACUCGAAUCCAUUAUUGGGCCAAACGAGCUCGCCAGGACCUAUGUUACACUGCGUGUUGAGAUAAGCUCCCGAGUGAUUGGCACGCUUACCGAACCAGCCCAGAAUACCACAGCUGCCUCCGAGGGGAAUUCAUUCGCGGACAUUGCCCAACGACGCCUGGCUCGGCUCACGUUAUCACCAUCUCGUUUCUUAAAAACAGCACCCGCCUAUGGCGCCUGUAUCACCCAACCUGACGUGAUGGGUCUUUCAGUUGACGAUUCAAGGUUCACUUGGGUGGGAUCACAUGAUCCCAGUACUAGCGAUAUUACUAUCUUUGUCCCAACCGAUGAAGAUCUACUGGAUGUCAUAAGAAAGGGAACUGGGAUGACGAUAACUGGGACGUUUAUUCAGGUCGCCGAACUUGCCCCCCCGAAAGAAGACGCACCCGCAGAGACCGGGGCAACUGGCGGGGCGCCGCCCAAGAAGAAAAAGAAGAAGGGAAAGACAGCUACCACAGAUGUUCGUUCGUGGUGGUUCUUGUACCAAUUAACACAGGUCUUUCCGACCUUUUACGAACAGUAA